Molecule: messenger RNA, 1683 nt
Organism: Populus euphratica (Euphrates poplar)
Lineage: Eukaryota; Viridiplantae; Streptophyta; Magnoliopsida; Malpighiales; Salicaceae
Product: aluminum-activated malate transporter 2-like
Exons: 6
Coding region: 78-1529 (483 amino acids)
Biological process (GO): malate transport
Source: RefSeq, a predicted model, not a curated record
CGGCCGAUUCUCCUUGUUCUCUGCUCUCUUCGAUCUUUCUCAGUUCAUGCGAACUUGCCUAUCCUCAAUAUUUAGCCAUGGAAAUCGGAUCUGCAAGCGGUGUCAUGGCCGGUUUUUUCACUCAAGGGCGACGGUGGCUCAAUGCCUUGCGUGUGAAGUUCAAAGCUAAGGUGGCUGAUACGGCUAGGAACAUAAAGAAGGUUGGACAAGAUGAUCCGAGAAGAGUUAUUCAUUCACUAAAAGUAGGGCUUGCACUUGCAUUGGUAUCAAUAUUCUACUACUACCAGCCACUCUACAGUAAUUUUGGCGUCACUGCAAUGUGGGCUAUUAUGACUGUUGUAGUUGUCUUUGAAUUCUCUGUCGGGGCUACUCUUGGAAAAGGACUGAACAGAGGAAUGGCAACACUACUGGCUAGUGCACUCGGCGUUGGAGCACAUCACCUAGCAAACCUAUCUGGACAUGUAGGAGAACCCAUACUACUUGGCUCCCUAGUCUUUCUACAAGCUGCAAUAUCAACAUUCUUACGGUUCUUUCCAAAAAUUAAAGCAAGAUAUGAUUAUGGGCUGCUAAUAUUCAUAUUGACCUUCUCUUUGAUAUCGAUAUCGGGCUUUCGAGACGAUGAAAUAUUAGAGUUAGCACAUAAAAGAGUAUUAACCAUCUUCGUAGGUGGCUGUGCUUGUGUCAUCAUUUCUAUUGUGGUUUUCCCUGUGUGGGCUGGUGAAGAUCUUCACAAUCUGAUUGCUCUCAACAUCGAAAAGCUUGGUAACUUCUUGGAAGGAUUUGGUGAUGAAUACUUCAAAAGAACAGGGGAUGCAGGGUCUAAAGACGACAAGAAAUAUCUGGAAGGAUACAAGAGUGUUUUGAAUUCAAAAACCGGUGAAGAAUCCUUGGCUAAUUUUGCUGCAUGGGAGCCAGGGCAUGGUAGGUUCCAAUUUCGGCAUCCUUGGAAACAGUACCUAAAAGUUGGAACUCUGGCUCGUGAAUGUGCCUACAGAAUUGAAGCAUUGAAUGGAUACUUAAAUGCCGACAUCCAGGCAUCAUCAGAAGUUAGAAGCAGAAUUCAGGAAGCAUGCACAAACAUGAGCAUAGAAUCUGGAAAAGCACUGAAGGAACUGUCAUUAACAAUAAAAAAAAUGGUACAGCCAUCUUCUGCAGAUUCCCAUAUAGAAAAUGCAAAAUCUGCCGCCAAAAACCUGAAAUCUUUACUCAAUUCAGGCCUAUGGGAAGACACUGACCUGCUGAAAGUUAUACCAGGGAUUACAGUGGCUUCAAUCCUUAAUGAAGUGGUCAAAUGCACUGAAAACAUUGCUGAAUCCGUCCAUGAACUCGCUUCCAAAGCUCAAUUUAAGAGUGUAGAACGUACUGUAUCACCAGAAAAGUUGCAUUCAGGACAGCCACAGAAUAUAAAAUCAGCUCAGAUGGUCAAUUGCUCCCAUGUUGUCGUCAGUGUUAAAGAAUCAACCAUGGCUGCUUCACCAAGUGAGAUUUCUUCUGCACCAAAGGGUAUCAAGCACAAUAUGGAAGUGUAAAUAUAUGUUACUAAUUUAUAUAUUAUGUAUACAUGAUAUCCCAAGUGAGUUUUAUAUGAAAUUGGGUGUUAUUAAAAAAAAUAAAAAAAAUCUAACUGUAAUAAGAAAUAUAUGUGACAGGAAUAUCCUGAAACAUGCAUUUCAAUUUGUAUCA